AUGCCGAUACAAGCAUACAAAUCUGUGGACAAUUAUACGAUGUGUACAGUGUUCCAGAUGACACCUCCAAUGUCUCCGAACGACGUUGCAAUUGUAAUAUUCGACCAGAUUCUUAAUAAGACUGAUACUGUGGUUGACAUAUGGUGUAGACCGCAUUUGGUACUUUAUAUGUUACACGCGCAAUAUGUCGCUGGAAAUGUAAUUAAGUAUCUAAAAAACAAUUUCAAGAUCUUGAGAACAGUUCCAAAAAUGAAUUAUGUCGCUAUUCCAAGUGCCGCUAUAUGGCGCAUGUUGGAUGGUGUACUUCCCUGUAAUACGUUGUUCAUGGGUUUAAACGCGUACUUCAACAUUCGAUUUACUUAUCCUAAUUCGCCAACUCCCGAUGAUCUACGUAUAUGGAGUUUUAUACAGACUGGGAUAGACCAUAAAUUAACAAAUAAACUGUAUAAUUUAAACAUAAAACAGAUAAUGGAUAUUUGGACUAUGCAAACGCAUUGUCCUGUGGUAAACGUGAUACGAGAUUAUUCUAAUAAUCUUGUGAAAAUAUCGAAAGAGAUUCACGACAAAUUGGAUCGGAAACCAUAUUUUAUACCUGUGAGCUACACUAAAGAAACGAACAUUGAUUUUGUCAAUACAUCGGAAAAUUUUAAUUGUUUAACGCAGUCGAAUCCGGAGGUGGAAAUCUACUAUGAUAAUAAAGAUAAAUGGUUCAUUGCCAACAUAUUGCAAACUGGAUAUUAUCGCGUCAAUUAUGACACUGAAAACUGGCGAAUGAUUGCGCGUUAUUUAAAUUCUGAUGAAUACAGGAAUAUACACGUUAUCAAUCGAGCGCAAAUCAUCGAUGAUGCGUUCCAUCUUACGAUAGAGAAGAAACUUGAUUUCUCCAUAUUCUGGGAACUCGCGAGCUACUUACCGCGGGAGAGGAAUUAUGUAGCAUGGUAUCCUAUGAUUAAAGUUUUUGAACGCAUAUCUAGUGUUUUUGCAUUUUCAAUUCAUCAUGAACAUCCCAAGAAAAUAAAAAUGUUAAUGGGAAGCUUGUUUAAAGAUAUAGACGAGGAUAUGUACGAUCAAAUGGGACCCGCCAACGAAGACCUUAAUAAAUAUUUAAAACAAGAACUCACGAAAUGGGGAUGUCUUAUCAAUAAUUCUUGGUGCUUGAAGAUGGCCAAAAAACAAUUUGAAUGGCAUCGAUCAGAUCCUGAAACUAGAAAAAAUGGUUCAGUGUAUGGAUCUUGA
Molecule: messenger RNA, 1236 nt
Organism: Formica exsecta
Lineage: Eukaryota; Metazoa; Arthropoda; Insecta; Hymenoptera; Formicidae
Product: aminopeptidase N-like
Exons: 6
Coding region: 1-1236 (411 amino acids)
Biological process (GO): proteolysis; peptide catabolic process
Cellular component (GO): cytoplasm
Molecular function (GO): zinc ion binding; peptide binding; metalloaminopeptidase activity
Source: RefSeq, a predicted model, not a curated record